Molecule: messenger RNA, 2979 nt
Organism: Syzygium oleosum
Lineage: Eukaryota; Viridiplantae; Streptophyta; Magnoliopsida; Myrtales; Myrtaceae
Product: probable receptor-like protein kinase At5g24010
Exons: 1
Coding region: 288-2777 (829 amino acids)
Biological process (GO): protein autophosphorylation
Cellular component (GO): plasma membrane; plasmodesma
Molecular function (GO): transmembrane receptor protein tyrosine kinase activity; ATP binding
Source: RefSeq, a predicted model, not a curated record
CGCCAUGGGUGACCUGCCCAGAAUUGAAGAAGCAUUUAAAACGAGAGGGAGUUAACUGUCGAAGUGUCCCCCUUUUGGACAAAGUUCCACCUCUCCUCUUCUCAGUUCUUCCCGUUCCACUCGCUCCAAGUCCAAACAAGCAGACGCCCCAAAAGCAAAGCUCCUGCGCUCAAUCUCUCCACCCCCCAUCAUCCUCCAUUUCUCAAGAACCACCCUCCAUUGCGCUCCACAAUUCGCUGCUCUUCGCUCUUCUUCAACGCCGACUUCUUGCGGGCUUAGCCAUCUUCAUGGAAACCAAGACGCUGCGCUUCCUCGCUCUAGCUUUUUUGCUCUCUCUCCUGCCCUUCUCCGCACCCUUCACUCCCCCCGACAAUUACCUCCUCAGCUGUGGGUCGACCGCCAACGCCUCGGUCGACAAUCGCGUCUUCGUGGGCGACUCGGCGAGGCCCGGCUCGCUUUACCUCUCGGGGGACGAGUCCGUUUCGGUCGCCGACCGAAACCCUCCUCCGAAUUCGCCGGUCCUCUACCGAACCGCCAGAGUCUUCACCGGCGCUUCGUCCUACGAGUUCAAGAUCAACGAGAGUGGCGUUCACUUGGUACGUUUCCACUUCUCUCCCUUCGUAGCUCGGAAUUUUGACUUGAAGGUUGCAACUUUCGGUGUUUCGGUUGACGGGUUCGCGGUCUUGAGUGAUUUUAGCACCAACGUGACUGUUCUCAAAGAGUUUAUUAUCUAUAUAAAGGAGGGGGUUCUUAAAAUUGUGCUUAGCCCGGCCAGUGGUUCUGCUUUUGGGUUUGUUAAUGCGAUCGAGGUGUUUUCGGCUCCGGAGGACUUCAUUAUCGAUGUGGGAGCUAGAUUGAUUACAGCCACCGAGACCCAAGAGUAUAAGAAUUUAUCAUCGCAGGUAUUAGAGACAAUUCAUAGGAUAAACGUCGGUGGCUCUAAGUUGACUCCAUUCAAUGAUACAUUGUGGAGGACUUGGAUCCCUGAUGAUGAUUAUCUGAUCCUCAAGUCAGCUGCGAAACGUGGGGUGGCCACCGACCCGCCAAACUACCAGAAGGGAGGUGCGACCCCCGAGAUAGCUCCGGAUGACGUAUACAUGACUGCUCAACAGAUGAAUAGGGAUAAUUUACCUCUAAGCGCAAAGUUCAAUAUCACCUGGGAGUUUCCUGUGGAUUCAGGUGAUGGAAGGUACUUGGUCCGACUGCACUUCUGCGAUAUAGUCAGUCGUGCUCUUAAUCAACUCUACUUUGAUGUCUAUAUAAAUGGGUACUCUGCCUACAAUAACCUGGAUUUGUCAGUUCUUACGUAUCACGUGCUUGCUUCUCCUUACUACAUCGACUUUGUUGUGGAUUCCUAUAGAUCGGGGGUCAUGCAGAUAAGUGUUGGCCCUUCUGAUCUAAGCACCACGACGAGGAUUAAUGCUAUUCUGAAUGGAGCUGAGAUAAUGAAGAUGGUGGGCUCUGUGACUGCACCUUCUGGAUCACACAAGAAAAAGGUCCGGGUGAUUGUGGGUGCUUCUGUUGGUGGCUUUGGUAUUAUGCUUUUGUUGGUAGUGGCAAUUCUGCUGGCGAUGAAGUGCAAGAAGAAAAAACCGAAACGGAGGCCUUCAGAAAGUGUCGCCUGGACACAGUUACGUGUUUAUGGGGGCAGUUCACGUAGCAAAAUGUCUGUAGGCACUCUCAACACCUCUCCAGGCCCAAAUGGAUACCUCAGCUUGAGGAUACCUUUUGCUGAUGUACAACUGGCGACCAAAAACUUUGACAAGAAUUUAAUUGUCGGUUCAGGCGGAUUUGGUAUGGUUUAUAAAGGUGUUCUUAAAGAUGGCACAAAAGUUGCUGUGAAGAGAGGUGUGCCAGGAUCUAGGCAGGGUCUUCCUGAAUUCCAGACGGAAAUAACUGUUCUAUCGAAAAUCCGGCACCGCCAUCUUGUUUCACUUGUUGGGUAUUGUGAAGAACAGUCGGAAAUGAUAUUAGUGUAUGAGUAUAUGGAGAAGGGUUCAUUGAAAAGCCACUUGUAUGGAUUAGGACUUCCGCCUCUGUCCUGGAAGCAACGCCUUGAAGUAUGCAUUGGCGCAGCAAGAGGCCUUCACUACCUCCACACAGGUUCAGCACAAGGAAUAAUUCAUCGUGACAUCAAAUCAACUAAUAUUCUACUCGAUGAGAAUUAUGUGGCCAAGGUCGCUGAUUUUGGUCUUUCAAGGUCUGGUCCAUGCCUCAAUGAGACGCAUGUGAGUACCGGUGUAAAGGGUAGUUUUGGUUAUCUCGAUCCAGAGUAUUUCCGAAGACAACAGCUUACAGAUAAAUCUGAUGUCUACUCAUUUGGAGUUGUGCUAUUUGAAGUGCUUUGUGCUCGACCAGCCGUUGAUCCAUUACUUGCGAGGGAGCAGGUGAAUCUAGCCGAGUGGGCAAUGCAGUGGCAGAAGAAGGGAAUGCUUGAAAAAAUUGUGGACCCUCAUCUUGCUGGACAGAUCAAACCCAGCUCUUUGAAGAAGUAUGGAGAAACGGCCGAGAAAUGUCUUGCGGAGUAUGGAAUUGAUAGGCCAACCAUGGGUGAUGUUUUGUGGAAUCUGGAAUAUGCACUGCAGCUUCAGGAAAAUGGUCGGGUGAGAGAGCCUCGUGAAGAAAGUGAUGUAAUUGAUUCCGAAGUUCCAUCUGCCGGAAAUAUACCCAGAAUUCCAACAAGCAAUGUGAGGAUCCAAGAAGAUGACGGUGAUGGUAGUUCUGACAUAUCGACAACCCGAGUUUUCUCACAGUUAAUCACUAAUGAUGGGAGAUAGCUCUUGGCCUGUGCUCCAACACAGACACCCAUACAAAUGGAUGUUUUCAUCCUUUCUUAAGCAGGCACAUAUGAUGAACCGCGCAAAUAUUGAGUUUCCCUUAAUAUUAUAUUGAUUAAUUUAUGUCUAUGGUUUAUCCGUGCUGUUUCUUCACAUUAUCGCAAUGUCUUUUUUAUGAACCCGAAUGGAAGUUCAGGACCUA